GGAGGACGAAUCUGGAGCAAGUAUAGAAGCCUCUUCCAUGGCGUAGACCUGACGGCGCAAUCGCACGUCGAUAGACGAUAGGAGAGCAAAAUACUGCGAUGUAGCUUCUUUGAAACGAGCUUUGUGGGAGUCGAGGGAGUUAUCUCCUGCCGAGUCGCUGGAUCUGGCGUUGGUGAGGGCUUGUAUCGCGAGGCCAGCGGAAUGAAUUAGUCUUGCCACGUCCUGUAGUUGUAAAGCACUAGUGAGCAAUUGGGCCUUUCAUGACGGUCUAGUUGUUUGUCGCUCGAAGUACUGCUUCUCCGCUCGAAGCACCUCUUACCUUGUCCACUUCGUUCAAUUGGCGUAUGCGAUCCGCCGAUGUAAAAAGUUGGUCUGGUUUCCCGGCCUCCUUGCUGUCCGCCAUUGUUGCGCUUGUGUAUGAAUCAAAGAGAAAAGGCCGAUACAAAAGGUAAGGCUCCGUCUAGGACUGCAAUAUGAAGAUGCGAAGGCAGCUAAGCUUGCAUCACGUGAGUUGGCAUGGGGAACACUAGAAUCGGAUUACCUAAGCCGGGGAACCAAACUAAUCCCAAAGUGAUAUAGUGCAAUAUCAGAACGUGACGCUGCAAAAGCUCCCGUUUACUUUGACCUUCACCAUCCCUCUGCUCACUAUCUUCCCAUCAUUUCUCUCAGGUUAGGCAUUUUCGCCUCCUCAAAUUAGAUAUCCAGGGCCAUGUCUGCUCCAGGCGGGGCCCCGAGCCCUGCGCCCCGAAGUGGAAGCAUGGGGCCUGGUGGUGGAAUGUCAAUGCCUCCUCAACAGUCAAUGGGUGCUACUACCCCAGUUGCUCCAACGCCGGGUCCCCCUCCACCUCCUCCCAGUGGUGCGAUGUCUCAGCAGAAUUUGAACCAGAUAGUCAUCGACUACUUGGCCAAGAAGGGCUAUAGUCGUACCGAGGCCAUGCUUCGCAUGGAGUCGGCGAAUCAAGAAAUAGACGGUCGCCCUUUACCUCCUCUCGGAGAGGAUGCACGUCCCAAGUACAGACUUGGUUUCGACCUGCUCAAAGUCUGGGUUGAAGACAACCUAGACCUAUAUAAGCCGGAGCUUAGACGCGUUCUUUGGCCGCUCUUUGUUUAUUCUUUCCUCAAUAUGGUCACAUCUUUCUACCCUCAAGAUGCGAAGCAAUUCUUCGAUAUUAACAAGAACCUUUUUCUGCCUGAACACACUGAGGAUGUUCGCGCUCUAGAGCCAAUCGCUCUACCAGAGCAUGUUCAAGAUAAUUCAACUGCCAAGCUGUAUCGUGGGAACAAAUAUCGCAUAGUUCUAAGCAACCCGGCGUUCUCGAACCUUAUGCAGUUCCUCGAGAGCAAGCAAAAGGAGGGCGGCUCCGUCAUGUCCGCCAUUCUGAGCAGCUACUGCACUAUCAUCACCAAGGAACGUGCCGUCGACGAUAGAUUCAGCUUCGCCGCCAUGCUGGGUCAAGCUGGCGCGGGCCAGACGUUCCCUACUGAAGACGAGGGUAUACCUGGACAUCACCCUGGCUCUGCCUAUACAGGUGAUAACCCCGCUAUGGCUGGAACCUUGCCCAGGCUUAGGCUCGGAAAACUCCCAAUGGAGCAGACCCUCGAAGCCGAUGUGAGAGGCGAGCUUGGGGAUGAAGACAUCAAAAACCCACCGGCCCCAGGCCAAAAUACUCUUGUGCAGGAGUUCGACCAGAUGAUCAAAAAGGAGGACGAUGAUGAAUCCCCUACUCGCGCCGAUAUUCCUUACCCACCAUCAACUGCUCGUGACGUUGCCAUGGAGGUUCAGAAGGUUAAAGAGAACCGUGAUAGAUUUCGGAUUGAAGGAAGAACUGGCGGCGUUGGGCCAGCCGUCAGUGUUUGCAUGUUUACUUUCCACAAUACUUAUGACGGAAUUAACUGUCUCGACUUUUCGGAUGACAACAUGCUCGUUGCAGCUGGUAUGCAAGAGUCAUAUAUUCGUGUCUGGAGUCUGGAUGGAAAGAGAAUCCCAUCGACCUACGAGAGUGUGGACGAGACGCAACCAUCGAACUCUCGCCGCCUGGUUGGGCAUUCGGGACCAGUGUAUGCUGUAGCAUUCGCUCCAUCUAUAACACGCACGGAAAAUGCUAUAGCACCGACAAAUGCUCGCUGGCUUCUUUCGUCUUCGGCAGACAAGACAAUCAGGCUGUGGUCGUUGGAUCUAUGGCAAUGCAUGGUCGUCUAUAAGGGACACGAUCAACCCGUUUGGGAUCUUCAGUGGGGUCCCUAUGGGCACUACUUUGCUACCGGAGGUCAUGACAAAACUGCCCGUCUCUGGGUUACAGACCAUAUCCGCCAGCAACGUAUUUUCGUUGGACAUGACCAAGAUGUUGACUGUAUUUGCUUCCACCCGAACUCUGCCUAUGUCUUCACCGGAAGCUCAGAUCAUACGGUACGCAUGUGGGCUGUGACCACAGGAAAUGCUGUCCGUAUGUUCACCGGCCACACCGGUAACAUCACGGCAUUGACAUGCAGCCGAGACGGCAAGCUCCUUGCUUCCGCAGAUGACCACGGAUCCAUUCUUCUGUGGGAUCUUGCGCCCGGAAGGCUCUUGAAGCGCAUGCGCGGCCAUGGAAAGGGCGGUAUCUGGUCCUUAAGCUGGAGCGUUGAGUCUACCGUGUUGGUGUCCGGUGGCGCUGACGGGACCGUCCGCGUAUGGGAUGUCACCGGCCCUGCUCAAGACUCAACACAAGGUCGUGUAGUGGGAGAGGGUGGUGCAGGCACCAAGGUCGAUGGAGGUAAUGUUGCCGCCUCCGGUACACAAGCCUCAAGCUCAGUUGCUCCAAAGAAGAAAGGCAAAGACGUGGUCGUCAGUCCGGACCAAAUCAGUGCCUUCCCGACUAAGAAGAGUCCUGUCUAUAAAGUGAAAUUCACCAACAUGAAUCUGAUCAUUGCUGGAGGCGCUUAUCUUCCUUAAGGGGAGGAUGAAUUUUAUGCAAAACGGCGCCAGAUACCCGGUUGUUUUCUUUCAUCUGAACAAUUUUGUUUGUCUUCUUGUAUUGUCUUUGCGGUUUACAACAUUAUUUUGGGGACAUUAAUGGUCACAUGCAUUUGGUGGCUGGAUUUUUCUUAGACGGCGCCCUGGCUUGUUUCUAAUGGGAUGGUGUUGGUGGCCGUUGCAACUUAGCUAAAAUUAGCUAUGUAUUAGCUUCUUA
Molecule: messenger RNA, 3170 nt
Organism: Aspergillus pseudonomiae
Lineage: Eukaryota; Fungi; Ascomycota; Eurotiomycetes; Eurotiales; Aspergillaceae
Product: putative transcription initiation factor TFIID subunit
Exons: 5
Coding region: 710-2932 (740 amino acids)
Biological process (GO): transcription initiation at RNA polymerase II promoter
Cellular component (GO): transcription factor TFIID complex
Molecular function (GO): RNA polymerase II general transcription initiation factor activity; protein binding
Source: RefSeq, a predicted model, not a curated record